UGACGUAUAAUCUAGUGGACGGUUCUUCAUAAACAGCUCGUCAACCACCUCGGUAGCUUGCUAGCCAACAUAGCCGAAAGAUUCAAGCUAUUUAUACGCUUUCGGUGUAUAUUAGCUACUGUGUGUUAGACACACUUAGGUCGUAUCUACUUGUUAACCUAUUUAAUUUAAUAUUACGUUAUUUUGUAUUAGUCAACUAUAGUAGCUGGCUGGUUAAAUUAGCACUAGCCUAGUCGCUAAUGAUAGCUAGCUAGCUAACAUCCCCGACCAUGAGUUCAAUAAACUACUCCACUCUCGUUAAAGAAGAGGCGGUCUGCUGGACGGAGAAAGAAGCUCUGGGGCUGAACAUUGUCGUGAAAGAGGAGGAGGAAGAAGAGGAUGUCACAGUGAAACAAGAAGUAGAGGGUGAGGCUGUUACGGUGAAAGAAGAAGAGACAGACGUUACAGUGAAAGAGGAGGAAGACGCUUUCAGAGUGAAAGAGGAGGAGGAGGUUACAGCUAAAGAAGAGGAGGAAGAGAAAGAGGCGGAUGCCGUUUUUGGAGUGAAGAAGGAAGGGGAGAAUACUAUCACAUUGAAAGAUGAAGAGGUGGAGAUAGGAGAUCUGAUUAACACCAGAGAGAUACGGAACUAUCGUGGAUCCUCUGGGGAGCCUCAAAAACCUCAUGAUGCUGACGAGGCAGAGAAGAGAUCCAGAUCAGAACUCCUCAAGAAACAUCUGCAGAGACCCACAGGGAAGAAAUCUCACCGCUGCUCUGACUGUGGGAAGAGAUUCACCUCAUCAAGCAUUAAAAUUCACCAGAGAACACACACAGGAGAGAAACCUUAUAGCUGUGAUCAAUGUGGGAAGAGCUUUGGUCAAUCUGGAGAUCUGACAGUGCAUCAGAGAAUACACACAGGAGAGAAACCUUUUAGCUGUGAUCAAUGUGGGAAGAGUUUUACAACUUCUGGCUAUCUGACAGUGCACCAGAGAACACACACAGGAGAGAAACCAUAUAGCUGUGAUCAAUGUGGGAAGAGUUUUAUUACAUCUGGCCAUCUGUCUCGACACCAGAGAAUACACACAGGAGAGAAACCUUAUAGCUGUAAUCAAUGUGGGAAGAGUUUUACUACUUCUGGCUAUCUGACUUUACACCAGAGAGUACACACAGGAGAGAAACCUUAUAGCUGUGGUCAAUGUGGGAAGAGUUUUACUACUUCUGGCUAUCUGACUUUACACCAGAGAACACACCCAGGAGAGAAAUCCUAUAGCUGUGACCAGAGAUAAUCUGAUUAAAGAUCUCUGACUAAACAUCAGAAAAUACAUGAAGCAGUUGUUUCAUGAUAUCAAUGAAUUAAUGUCACAAUGUAGAAUGUUUUAUCAUUGUAGUAGGAGUAUUUUAAUGAUGUCACAAUGUAGAACCCUAAGCGUUUGUCCCCUGUUCUAUUGAUUUCAACAUGAUAUGGAUAUUAGCCUCAGGGGGGAAAUCCAGGCUCUGAAUUGAAAGAGUUACUAUUUAUGAGAUUUAGUAAGUACACAUUAUUCCCAGAUUCCGUGUGGUUUUUGAGCUGCUAGUUUUAACAGGACGUGCAACCUCAUCUCCCUCCUGUCGCACAAAUGAUUUUAGCAUGAAAUUGAUUAGUUAUGACAAAUAAGUGUUGCGUUCCUUUGUUUAGCGACCCCUACAUUUAAAUGCAUUCCAUCAUCACGUACAACCUGAUUUCCCCCCUAAUCGAUAUCAGUGAUUUAUUGCUACUUGUCAAAACAACACUGUUUCUGGUGCUUGUGCAGAUUAUAAAUCUUUUUUUUUUUUUUUUUUUAAAUACAAGUAAUAUGAUUAUUGUGGCAGAUGUUUGUGUAAAUAGCACAUGUUAUGUUUAGGUUUUCAAUUUAUCCCAAACUGUUUCUACAUAUUGGUUAUUGAUUUGGACAUGUUAAAACUGUGUUUUGACAUUGAGGCUAUCCCACCUAGCAAAAUGUAAUUGAAAAGUCAUUGAAAAUAAGACUAUGCAAUCUUAUUUUUUUUAAACAUUUUUUAUUAUACCAUGCCUUACCAUUAAGUUAAUUAUUGACAAUACAUAUUAACAAAGGGGUGUACAUUUGGCUUUGGUAAUUCAUGUUUACAAUUCAUGUAACUUUUAGUAAUCAUAAUUAUUUAUGCAAUCAACUGACAAUUUUCGGGUAUAAUUAUAUUGACAUUGUUGCCCUUCUUUUAGAAUAGCAGGGUUAAUUCUCAGAUGUGACAACCCAAAUGUACUAGAGCAUGACAUUGGGGACUGGGCCCCGAUCCAACAACAUGCCUAUCUAGUGAACCCUGAAAAGAGAGAGAAGCUCCGCAGUGAGGUGGAAAGUUACUACAGAUAUUGCAGGAGUUUCCUCUUGAAAUCAGACAUGUCCGUGUUAAGGACAACUUGGUUGCUGAUUGUUUCAAGGGUGGGCAGUCAUAGUUUUGCGUUUAGCCAUUGCGUUGCCAUGGAUCAAUUUAUUUUGACUGCACGUUUUUCCGUAUUGGAGAUGAGUUUUGUUUGGGCUCGUUCCAAGGGGACGAGAGUUCUAGAAGCUAGUGAGUUUUAGGAAGACGAGAGUUCUAGAAGCUGGUGAGUUUUAGAAAGACGAGAGUUCUAGAAGCUAGUGAGUUUUAGGAUUCUAUAGAAUGAAAAAGGAGAAAAAAAUAAUAUGAUUGUAUAUUUUUAUUUAGAAAUACGUGUUUUUAAUUGUUGACAGCCAGUAGACACCAUGUUUAUAUUGUAGAAGGUGAUGCAUUGUAGUUGAUUAUAAUGUGAAAUGGAAGUUGUUUUCUGUUGGUGGUGAGCAAACUUGUCCAACAAAAAUUAUAGGAUUUAUUUGUUGUCUUAAGGGGAAAGGUGUUCCAGGCUUUCGUUUCUCCAUUUAUGUUUUGAGGUUGGACUUUAGCACGUAUAGCUCGUUAACACGUAUAGCUCGUUAGCACGUAGGGCACACUGAUUGGUGUCACCUCGUUAGUCAGUAUGUGUAACACCAGUUCUUUUGUUUGCCUCUUCUUGGGCAGAUUUAGUGGGUCUCAUGGUGGGUGUCUUUUAGGUCCCAGUUGUUGUUACUAGUCAACUUUCAGUGGACACUGAGAGCAAAACUGCAACAUUAUGUUAUAAUAUUUUUAUUGCAUCAAAUGGUUGUUUUAUGCAACAGAAUAGAGGGUUCUUAGAACUAUUGUGUCUGUGUUCUACUGAGGAUGGGCCUCUGGGAGAAAACACUGACAGGAGAUUUACAAUGUCUUUUGGGUGAUUAAACCUAAAGAGACCGCAUUCCAGAGCAUGAGUUAAUGUUUCUGUUCUAUAUGGUACCAGGGAGAGAUGACCCCUGGGCCAGACCCUGGUCUCUACACAAAGUGUACUGUUUUUACAGCAGAUACUGUCUGCUGAGAAUUAUAGGUAUCUUUCAUACAAAUCUUAACCUUGUGACCCGUUCUAUACGUCUGUUGUUCGUUAUGUAGGUUGAAAGGGGUGUAUCUUGGCUGUAACAUACCUUUGUACUUUCGUCCUGUGGGUCGACCAGCCAUCAUUAUCGUAGAGCACUCAAUUGAUUCACUUUAUAUGUGUACGUUGUAUUUACCUGCUCCCUUAUUAAUAAGUGAAUAAAGAUUUAGUUUAAGAAUAA
Molecule: messenger RNA, 3611 nt
Organism: Salvelinus fontinalis (brook trout)
Lineage: Eukaryota; Metazoa; Chordata; Actinopteri; Salmoniformes; Salmonidae
Product: zinc finger protein 239-like
Exons: 2
Coding region: 270-1265 (331 amino acids)
Biological process (GO): regulation of transcription by RNA polymerase II
Cellular component (GO): transcription regulator complex; PcG protein complex
Molecular function (GO): RNA polymerase II cis-regulatory region sequence-specific DNA binding; DNA-binding transcription factor activity, RNA polymerase II-specific
Source: RefSeq, a predicted model, not a curated record